Molecule: messenger RNA, 2871 nt
Organism: Mya arenaria
Lineage: Eukaryota; Metazoa; Mollusca; Bivalvia; Myida; Myidae
Exons: 7
Coding region: 499-2262 (587 amino acids)
Source: RefSeq, a predicted model, not a curated record
UUUAAAGAUGCACUCUUACUCCCGAAUAAGAUUUACCACAAUUAAUACUAUUAUUUUAAUAUUCCAAAAAGGAUUAAUAAAUGCCGAAAACAAUGGUUCUUAUGCAGGAUACCGAGUUUAAUUUGAAAGAAAUGAGCAUAAAACACGGUAUUUCUACCUUAUGAGACUAUAGUAGACCACAGUAAAUCUUUUAUCAUUCACCAAUCAUUUAAUAUUUUUGCGCUUUCUGCUAUUAAAUACACGGUUACAAUUUUGUUAUCAGUAAUCAAUAUUUUCCAUAUAUUUAUUAUUUAGUAAGUAGUUAAAGGUGUAUAAGUAAAAAUUGAUGUUUGAUAUACAUGUGUUUGUAAUGAUUUUGAAUAAGAGUGUCACUUUAAAACUAACCUAUAAUAUAUUACACUAUUUUAUGAAACUAUUGGUAAACAUACACCUUGACACAAGUUUAAGAUAUAGGUUCGCCUAUUAUAACUUCCUGUUCUGAAACUACUUGAUUUCAAAAUGACACCAAAAAGGAAGUUUGCUGUUCAGUUGAUGUGUUUUUGUUUUUUGUUCUAUGUUGACAGAACACAAUCUGGCAACUGUCGUCAAUUUGGGCAGAAUUUCUAUGAUUCUACAAAUUGCAAUUGCUCUGGGGUAAACAUAACAUCGAUUGCAAACGGCAACUAUACCAACCACAAUUGGAACAAUGUAACCUACGCCUGCGAUGAUGGAUACACUAUAGAUGGAAAUGAAACACUGUUUUGUGAAAAAAAAUCGAACGGACAACAAUGGCAUGACAAUCCACCAAGCUGCGAAACAGAAGCAACAACACCAACAGGAGCAGCAACAACACCAACAGGAUCAGUAGCAGAAACAACAACAACAGGAGCAGCAGCAGCAGCAACAACAACAACAACAACAACAACGCCACCACCAACACCACCGCCUGGAUCAACAAAUACAGAGCAGUUAUCAACAACAAGCGGUGCGUGGAAAGAAUUAUCUUCAGACGCUUCGAAAUCAUCAUCAACUAUAUCUGAUAACCCGAUUUCAACAAAUAUUUCAGACAAAUCCAAUAUUUCCACGACAACAUCAUUAAAAUCAACUGCAUUGUCAAGCUUGGUUUCAACCGACACAAAGACAAUUGCAACACAGACAGAACAACCACAAUUUUCGAAAGGUUCCUUUCCUACUUUGGGAUCGGUUGGUAUUGCUGUAGGCGUCUUGAUAAUUGUUGUAGCCUUAAUCGUUGGGCUGAUAAUAGUGAGACGAAAACAGAAACACAGAGGUGGUAAUUUAUUUGGGAAGAAACAGUCUGAUUAUCUUUCUAGUAACAUUCAUUCAAACGCAGCGUAUGCUCCUCAUGCAACGUCUGUCGACAACGAAUCAGUCACUUCUAAGGACAGUGGCCUUGGCAAACACGAUGAGUCUGGAGAAGAGGAACCAAUGGAUGGCGAAUACAACACCAUUAUGGUGCACUAUCCUGAUGUAAAUCAGCAAAUAGAAAACACUUACAAUCACAUGGACGGGAUGGACGGGUCACCUACUGCUAAUUCGACGUAUUCGCACAUUCCGAACUCUAAAGAUGCGUUGUUUGACAAUACUUACUCUCACAUGACAAAUGACAAACCUUUGAAGGCUUUGGAACCAAGUGACACCGAUACAACUUAUAACCACUUGGGAGACUCUUCUUGUAGUAAACAAAAAAACAAAAAAGAAGAAACUUACAAUGACACAUACAACCAUACCCAAAUUAAUCCUGGUUGUCCGAAGACAGACCCGGAUGAUCAGGAUGAUAACUAUUCACACAUUAAUCAGCAAGAAUCAAACGCUGGCAAAAAACAAGCUGAUGUACAGGACCCAACAAAAGCAACUACCGUUUAUGAUAAAAUGAAUGAGUUUACGAAGAUCGCUGCAGGACGAACGAAACAGUACGAUGAGCCUAUCAAUAGUUCUAUGACGAAUGCAGAGGGUGUGAACAACGCUGAAAGUCAUGCUUAUUUUGUUUUGGAGUCAAAUGCUUUCCAGCGUCCUAAACAAGCACCAUACGACUACGCGGUAGUAGCAAUGCCAGAGAAGGAUCGCACAGCGUUCAAGGUUGUUGACUCCCCGCCAGAUCCACCGCAUGAGUACUUUGUCAUUGAGCCAGAUUUCAAGGUUGUUGACCCUCCAACUGAUACACCACAUGAGUACUUUGUCAUUGAGCCAGAUUUCAAGGUUGUUGACCCUCCAACUGAUACACCACAUGAGUACUUUGUCAUUGAGCCUACAACUGAGCUGUAACAAAUCAAGUAUGAAUGUUACUCAAAGAACAUGCAAUACAAACGAUGGUUUGAACAGUUGACAUAGGCCAUAAAAUACAAGUAUCACUACUUCACGGGUUAUCACGAAAACGAAAGCACUUACCAUAACAAUAAAUGGGAUGUAUCGCAUGUGUAAAACCAGUUAUGUACCAUGACUCUCGUAACUGGUGUGAACUUGAUCUUGAAUAUUUUAACAUUUGUCAAAUUUGUAUUUUAUUCCAUUGUAUAUGAUUGGUACUACAUGUAGAGAAUAAGAUGAGAGCUAUUGACACAAAUGACGCAAUAGCCCUCCAGAACAUUGUUUGAUUUUGACACUUAUAUAUUAACUAUACCAGGUUUACCAUUCUGAAAGGUGAAAAACGAAUAUAAAUAUGAAAGACAGGAAAGACACUUCUGACAGGGGCUUAUUGUUAUAUAUAUGUAUGAAUGCUACGGCAAAGUAUGUCUUUCGAUUAAUAUUUUAUUGAUUUAUGUAUCUACCAAAUUGUUAUAUACUGUAUUUAUAUUCCACUGCCCUUUUGUGACAGGCUUCACUAUAUAUUUACUAUAUGUAAAUAAGCUAUAAACAUUUUUCAAAUAAAGUAUUAGU